Molecule: messenger RNA, 528 nt
Organism: Coffea arabica (coffee)
Lineage: Eukaryota; Viridiplantae; Streptophyta; Magnoliopsida; Gentianales; Rubiaceae
Source: RefSeq, a predicted model, not a curated record
AUGGAGGAUCCAUUUGUCGAUGAUCAAUGUGAUAUCAUGGACUAUUUUGAUGAAGAUUUCACUGCUGCACUUGGAGAAGAUCUGGAAAGCAAUUUGUCUGCUGUUUCAGCCAUGGAAGCUCCUCCAAUCAGUAUUGAAAUCCCAGCACCACAGCAGAAUUCUAAUAGCUGUAACUCGGCAGCCACCCUUGAAAACAUGCCAAAUCAUCACAAUCAGCCAAUCAUCCUUACUUUUGGGAAUCCAAGCACGCCAGAAAUAAAUCCUCAACCAUUAAAUCUAAAGGAUGAUGGAGUAGUGUCUGAGGUUUUGACAUCCCAUGGUUCAUUUGUAAAUCUUGAGGAGGCAGCCCAAAAUGCACGGAAGAAAAAGAAAACAGGCGGCCGGGUUAGGCCAGCAUCGCAGAUUCGUGAUCACAUUUUAGCAGAAAGAAAGCGCCGCGAGCAGCUCAGCCAGGGAUUUGUAGCUCUAUCGGCCAUUGUUCCCGGCUUCAAGAAGGUUUGUAGUAUUUCCAAGAAUCCAAUUUUUUAA